UAUUACAGUAUAGUACGGGACUUCUCGUUCUUAUAUUUUUAUCAGUAGCUAAUAACAAUAAUAAUAUUAUCAAUUGUAUCAUGGUCGCCGGUCGGUAGAAGAUAAAAUGUUCACGAGCGUCGAGCAUUUAACAUUCUAUUAUUUUAACGCAUAUUAUUUCACGUGUUGACGUUUGCGUUUGUUAUUUUAUUUCAAUUCACUUUUUACAAACAAAAAAUAUGACUAUAAACCGAUAUUUAAUAUAUUUUUCAUAUAUUGGAACUAGAUUUCGCGGAGUACAACGACAAUUGACUUAUGAUAUGCUACAUAAUGAUGACCCAUCUUCAGUACAAGGAUUAUUAGAAUAUGCUUUAAAGCAAUUACAACCUCUAAAUACUCCAAAAUUACAUAUAUCAAGCCGGACAGAUCAAGGAGUUCAUUCGUUUAAGUCAUCUGCUCAUUUAGAUUUAGAACUACCAUAUCAAUGUCAUCCCAACAAACUUGUAUUCCAGGUGAAUAACUUCCUAAGCUCCUGUGAAGUUCCUAUUAAGCUAAUUGGUGCUCAAAUAGUUCCCAAUGAUUUCAAUGCAAGAGCAUGCGCCAAGUGGAGAAAGUAUUUAUAUCGAUUAGCAGUACUCAAACCAGAAUUUAAAGAUCUAUAUACUGAACGAUUUGUGUUUCCAAUUCCAAUUACAGAAGAGAAACGUUGCUAUUUUAUUCAUACAAGUACUGAUUUUGAUGUAGAACUAGUGAAGAAUGUACUACCACUAUUUAUUGGAACUAAAGAUUUUAAAACAUUUAUGGGAAAAUCUGGAACAAAUACUGACCUGAGUACAAUACGCACAUGGAAUAAUAUUGAAAUAGUUCCAGGGCGUUCAUUUUAUCCGACGGAAUUUGACAAAUAUUAUAACUAUUGGGAUAUUCAUGUUGAUGCAAAAUCAUUUCUUUACAAACAAAUUAGACGUACUGUUGGUAUACUUAUUAAAGUUGCACAAAAAAUAAUUACAUAUGAUGAUGUUAAAUACAUGUUUAAUAAUCCAUCGAUUGAUAGUUGGAAUACAAAAGUUUCAACAGCACCAAGUCAUGGCUUAUAUUUGUACGACAUUGGAUAUGAUGAAAAAGACUUAACUUUACCAGUAGAAAACAAUCAAUUGGAACAACCAGUUCAAGAUGAAAGUCCUGUGGAAAUGACAUUAGAUUUAAAAAAAGAAAUAGUGAAACAACGUAUAGAAAAUCGAAGAAUUUCACUUGCAGCCCGUACUGCCAAGUCGAUUGAAAAGAUUAAAAAUCAUGAGCUUCUUAGAUCAGUUAAAAAGUAA
Messenger RNA from Aphis gossypii (cotton aphid), 1298 nucleotides. Its product is annotated as tRNA pseudouridine synthase-like 1. Gene Ontology annotation, biological process: tRNA pseudouridine synthesis. Gene Ontology annotation, molecular function: RNA binding; pseudouridine synthase activity. The record is from RefSeq and is a predicted model, not a curated record. Lineage: Eukaryota; Metazoa; Arthropoda; Insecta; Hemiptera; Aphididae. Bases 219 to 1298 code for a protein of 359 amino acids. The transcript has 7 exons.